CGGUGCACCGUAACUGUGCUGUGAUUGGGAGGAAACGCACCGCGUGUACAAUACAGAGCGUUAGAAAGUGUAAUGUAUAUUGUAGUGCGAUGCUGUCAGUGGGCAAGCCCGUGUCUCUAGUACAGCAAAAGAAACAGCAGUGGGCACAGGAAAGAGAAGAGAUGUCACAUCUUUACCUACCCUGGGGAUCUGGCGAACGGUAUAAAAAUCGUUUGCAAGUACGAAAUCAAUUUGCUAGUUCUCUCGAAUUACAUAAACAGUCCUCAUACGAGUACCACGAGCCAAUUCAACGCCAAAGAAGUCCAAGUCUGCCACCAAUUCAUAAUAUCGAAAUAAAAAAAUCCGAAGAAAAUAGAAGGCAUAAGGAGGUUGUAAAUAGAAACGUUUCAAGCGCAAAGAGAUUUGCGUUUUAUGAUGAAGAUGGGGAAGGAGAUACCUCAGGCUACGGCAGCGAAACAGUAAAUAAUAUGAACAUCAGAAAUCAGUGCAGAAACUUCCAUGACUUUACCAAUAACAAUAAUAAUAAUCCCGUAGUGGCUUGGCAACAAGAAGAAAAGGAGAACAAAAAACAACCUUCAAGCGGGCGGUCAGUUAUGACAGACGGUGCUCUGUCUGCGCGAAGUACGUCUGGCCUAGACGAAGGUCGUCCUCGAUGGGGCGACAGGGGAGUCGCUACUGGCCGACUAUGGGAACCCACUGCCCCCACAGCUAGAUUACCACAGAUGCAAAACCAAAAGAAAGGUACACCAUCGUGGGUAGAACGUGGACUUAAUAUGAUAGACAGCGCAUCUGACGUCUUAGUCGUGGAUCAAAGUUCCACAAAUUCUGGAUUGGAUUAUGAUCGAUCUUCAUAUAAUGGUAGUGACGAGGGAAGAACGUUUCUUAGAGGACAAAAUGUACCAAUAGAACCAGAAAUUAAAGCACAAAGAGAAACAAAACGUAUUAAAGCUUUGGAAUUACAAUCUGCUAUAUUGAAUCAAUUAGAAGAACAAGAAAAACGACGACAAGAGGAAAGGGAAAGAAAACUGAGAGAAGAGCGUAUUGAAGAAUUGAGAAUUCAAAGACAGCAAGAGGAAGAUCGGUUAAGAUUGGAAGAAGAAAAAAGAAAAGCGAAAGAGAAACAACUCUUUGAACAUCGCAAGUUAGAAGCCUUAAAAAAGGCACUAGAAGAUGCCGAAAAAAAAGCAAGACAAGAAAAGGAGAAAAAGUUUAACUGUCACCGACAAUCGAGUAAUUUGAAUGAAAAUGAUUCGAAGGAAGGUAAUAAAGUUGAAAAUUGUGAGACAGAACUACCUAGUCCAACAAACACUUGCAGUCCGACAAAGACUAAUAGAACUUAUAACGUACAGUCAUGUCCAAAUAAAGAAAGUAAUUCGCAACAAACGACAGCGUUUAACUCGCCACGAUCCCUGCCAGCAAGUAACUUAAAUUUAUUCAUCCAUAAUGUGCCACCUCUUACUUUAACAGAUAAUCAGUAUAAUAUUGUGCCAAUUGGAAUUACAAAUGCUGCUGAAUUAAUGAAUAAUCAGUCAAACAAUAUACAACUUGCCGUUUUAGUGCCACAAAAUAAAAAUGUGUAUAGUGUGUCGUUAAAUUCUAUUAACAAUUUGCACGAGUUAGAGGAAUUAGAAAAAAUACUAACUCCUAGCAAAUAUCGCACUCUUAGGACUAAAGACGCUUAUACUCAAACUGAUAUUGAUGCAUCAACGCAAAUAUAUGAAAGAAUAGAAAAUGACGAUAUCACACGAUACGUUGAUAAAAAUUAUUCUAAAAUCGAUGAAAACGCACCUCAAGAUUUUCAUAGAAACGCUACUAAAAAAGAUCGCCGCUUAAGGUCAGAGGAAAGGUACAAAAAAGAUAUAGAAAAUCGGCCUAAAUGGGGCGCAAAUAAGCCGGUUGCACAGUAUAAAAAGCAAAGCGAAAAAGAUCCUUUUUAUACUCAAAAAAGAAAAAUACGUCAGAAAUACCGACAACAAGCAAGACAGUAUAUGUCACAAUCUAGUGAUGAUAGUCGAUCUCCAAGUCCCCCUACAAGAAGCGAUAAGACCUUUGAAAAUAAUAAUAAGCAACGAAACUCACUAAGUCAAUCAUAUUGGAGAAAUAAGCGAUCUAGUCAAGAUUACGCAACUAUUGUAGGUCAAACUAAUAAUACGGAACCAGAAUUUACUUCGUUAGCGCAAAUUACUGGAGACGAGAGGGUUGAUCAAAAAAAGUCUCCAAAUCUGUCUCCAAUAAAACGACUAACUUUGUCUCAAAAAUUUAUAAAUGACAAAUAUGGUAGCAAAAAGCUAUGGAUAGAUGAUAUUAAUGAUCGAAAUUCUAGAUACACUUUUCGGGACCUAGAUAAUAAUAAGCGAAACACUGUCCGCCUUAUUCCAAAACGAAGACUAAAUAUAGUACCGAGUUUAAUACCAACUUUAAUUCAUGGACUAAAAUAA
Melitaea cinxia (Glanville fritillary) is the source of this 2438-nucleotide messenger RNA. RefSeq names its product myb-like protein X. Gene Ontology annotation, molecular function: microtubule binding. The record is from RefSeq and is a predicted model, not a curated record. Gene Ontology annotation, cellular component: cilium; microtubule. The coding region runs from base 90 to 2438 and encodes 782 amino acids. Lineage: Eukaryota; Metazoa; Arthropoda; Insecta; Lepidoptera; Nymphalidae. The transcript is spliced from 5 exons. Gene Ontology annotation, biological process: cilium assembly.